Achroia grisella is the source of this 606-nucleotide messenger RNA. RefSeq lists its product as uncharacterized. The record is from RefSeq and is a predicted model, not a curated record. NCBI's taxonomy places the organism in Eukaryota, Metazoa, Arthropoda, Insecta, Lepidoptera, Pyralidae. The coding region runs from base 1 to 606 and encodes 201 amino acids. The transcript is spliced from 3 exons.
AUGAACAGUUAUGUGUGGUUAAUAUGUUUAUUGUGUCUUCAUGUAUUGACGUCAGUAGAAUCAGCGAGAAAAGGCAAACGGAUUUAUAGGAAACCAGCGCAUGAGAAUAAAAGGAAAUAUUUUAAAAAGGUUCCACUAGCUAGACCUGUCAAAGGCUUAGCGGUUGCACCCAGUAGACCAGAAGCAGAGGUUGUGCCAAGAACACAUAACAGAUACGCAGAGUUGUUACCGACUGUAGAUAAAUCUACGGACAAAGCAGCUCAAUUGCAAAGUGAAGCUUUAAUAGAUUUAGUUGCAAUAGAGCAGAGUAUCACCAAUAAUAAACAUACGUUGCCAGUAACGAAAUACGAAUUGCCAGUAAUGCAAGCACUACCGGUAUUGAGUGGGUUGCCAAUAAUAACGAGCUUGCCAGAAGUGAAUAUACGGCCACUACCAAUACCGAAUAAUGUUAAACCAAAUAUCGAAAAAUUAAGUGGUACUAAUUUAUCUCAUUUAAAUGGACACGAGGUUAAAUAUGAAAUAAUCGAUGUAAACCAACUCAGAAAUAAUCCAAUACUGCACAAGUGGUUAAGAUUUGAAGAAGUCAAAAGGAAGCUGUUCCAUUAA